AUGGAUCAAAUUGAAAUCAGAAUCAAACAUAAGAUUUUCAUUCGGAUUUGCAGAAGAAGGGAGAGCACCGCCUCCAGCUUUCCUUCUUCUGCCGCUUCACCUUCCCCUCUGCCCGUUCGACUCUAUUUUGCUCAGAGGGAGGGCUUCAUCGGCGCCGAAAACAAGGUACGGUCGUACGAGGAGGGCGAAGGCAUCGCGUACGGAAGCAGAGGCUUACGUGGAGCGAGUCGGAGGAUGAACAUGCUAGUUGCGGCGCUGAAAGUCUCAGAAACCCUAGGGUUUCUCUUUGUUCCAGUUUUGGGCCAAGGGUAUUUAGUUGGUUUGGGCUUGUAAGGCAAUUGGGCUGGGUUGUAUUUGGUCUGUAUGAUUUUAGGCUUGUAAUAUGGACUGAUGGACUUUUAAUUAUGCUUGGUUA
This is a messenger RNA of Gossypium raimondii (Peruvian cotton), 415 nucleotides long. RefSeq lists its product as uncharacterized. NCBI's taxonomy places the organism in Eukaryota, Viridiplantae, Streptophyta, Magnoliopsida, Malvales, Malvaceae. The transcript is spliced from 3 exons. The record is from RefSeq and is a predicted model, not a curated record. The coding region runs from base 1 to 333 and encodes 110 amino acids.